GCCUGAUAUCGUUGUCAAUUUGACUGCUGAAAACAUCACCACAACAUCCAUAGCCCUUAGUUGGAGUGCGCCAAAUGGCAAUGCCAUUGGCUACAGGGUUGAAGCAAUAGGCAAUCCAUCCAAAAAUCUCACCGUGAACACUUUAUUCACUGAAAUAACUGGACUGGUACCUGGUAGCAAUUAUACACUGCGGAUUAUUGCUCUGGCUGCAGAUAAUGUUAUGGAAGGGGAAGCAGAGGCAAUCUCAAGAUUUACAAAGCCUGAUAUCGCUGUCAAUCUGACUGCUGAAAACAUCACCACAACAUCCAUAGCCCUUAGUUGGAGUGCGCCAAAUGGCAAUGCCAUUGGCUACAGGGUUGAAGCAAUAGGCAAUCCAUCCAAAAAUCUCACCGUGAACACUUUAUUCACUGAAAUAACUGGACUGGUACCUGGUAGCAAUUACACACUGCAGAUUAUUGCUCUGGCUGCAGAUAAUGUUACAGAAGGGGAUGCAGUGACAAUUACAAUCUUUACAAAGCCUGAUAUCGCUCCCAAUUUGACUGCUAGUAACAUCACAACAACAUCCAUAGCCCUUAGUUGGAGUGCGCCAAAUGGCAAUGCCAUUGGCUACAGGGUUGAAGCAAUAGGCAAUCCAUCCAAAAAUCUCACCGUGAACACUUUAUUCACUGAAAUAACUGGACUGGUACCUGGUAGCAAUUAUACACUGCGGAUUAUUGCUCUGGCUGCAGAUAAUGUUACGGAAGGGGAAGCAGAGGCAAUCUCAAGAUUUACAAAGCCUGAUAUCGUUGUCAAUCUCACUGCUGAAAACAUCACAACAACAUCCAUAGCCCUUAGUUGGAGUGCGCCAAAUGGCAAUGCCAUUGGCUACAGGGUUGAAGCAAUAGGCAAUCCAUCCAAUAAUCUCACCGUGAACACUUUAUUCACUGAAAUAACUGGACUGGUACCUGGUAGCAAUUACACACUGAGGAUUAUUGCUCUUGCUGCAGAUAAUGUUACGGAAGGGGAUGCAGUGACAAUCUCAAGAUUUACAAAGCCUGAUAUCGUUGUCAAUUUGACUGCUGAAAACAUCACCACAACAUCCAUAGCCCUUAGUUGGAGUGCGCCAAAUGGCAAUGCCAUUGGCUACAGGGUUGAAGCAAUAGGCAAUCCAUCCAAAAAUCUCACCGUGAACACUUUAUUCACUGAAAUAACUGGACUGGUACCUGGUAGCAAUUAUACACUGCGGAUUAUUGCUCUGGCUGCAGAUAAUGUUAUGGAAGGGGAAGCAGAGGCAAUCUCAAGAUUUACAAAGCCUGAUAUCGCUGUCAAUCUGACUGCUGAAAACAUCACCACAACAUCCAUAGCCCUUAGUUGGAGUGCGCCAAAUGGCAAUGCCAUUGGCUACAGGGUUGAAGCAAUAGGCAAUCCAUCCAAAAAUCUCACCGUGAACACUUUAUUCACUGAAAUAACUGGACUGGUACCUGGUAGCAAUUACACACUGCAGAUUAUUGCUCUGGCUGCAGAUAAUGUUACAGAAGGGGAUGCAGUGACAAUUACAAUCUUUACAAAGCCUGAUAUCGCUCCCAAUUUGACUGCUAGUAACAUCACAACAACAUCCAUAGCCCUUAGUUGGAGUGCGCCAAAUGGCAAUGCCAUUGGCUACAGGGUUGAAGCAAUAGGCAAUCCAUCCAAAAAUCUCACCGUGAACACUUUAUUCACUGAAAUAACUGGACUGGUACCUGGUAGCAAUUAUACACUGCGGAUUAUUGCUCUGGCUGCAGAUAAUGUUACGGAAGGGGAAGCAGAGGCAAUCUCAAGAUUUACAAAGCCUGAUAUCGUUGUCAAUCUCACUGCUGAAAACAUCACAACAACAUCCAUAGCCCUUAGUUGGAGUGCGCCAAAUGGCAAUGCCAUUGGCUACAGGGUUGAAGCAAUAGGCAAUCCAUCCAAUAAUCUCACCGUGAACACUUUAUUCACUGAAAUAACUGGACUGGUACCUGGUAGCAAUUACACACUGAGGAUUAUUGCUCUUGCUGCAGAUAAUGUUACGGAAGGGGAUGCAGUGACAAUCUCAAGAUUUACAAAGCCUGAUAUCGUUGUCAAUUUGACUGCUGAAAACAUCACCACAACAUCCAUUGCCCUUAGUUGGAGUGCGCCAAAUGGCAAUGCCAUUGGCUACAGGGUUGAAGCAAUAGGCAAUCCAUCCAAAAAUCUCACCGUGAACACUUUAUUCACUGAAAUAACUGGACUGGUACCUGGUAGCAAUUACACACUGCGGAUUAUUGCUCUUGCUGCAGAUAAUGUUACGGAAGGGGAUGCAGUGACAAUCUCAAGAUUUACAAAGCCUGAUAUCGCUGUCAAUCUGACUGCUGAAAACAUCACCACAACAUCCAUAGCCCUUAGUUGGAGUGCGCCAAAUGGCAAUGCCAUUGGCUACAGGGUUGAAGCAAUAGGCAAUCCAUCCAAAAAUCUCACCGUGAACACUUUAUUCACUGAAAUAACUGGACUGGUACCUGGUAGCAAUUACACACUGCAGAUUAUUGCUCUGGCUGCAGAUAAUGUUACAGAAGGGGAUGCAGUGACAAUUACAAUCUUUACAAAGCCUGAUAUCGCUCCCAAUUUGACUGCUAGUAACAUCACAACAACAUCCAUAGCCCUUAGUUGGAGUGCGCCAAAUGGCAAUGCCAUUGGCUACAGGGUUGAAGCAAUAGGCAAUCCAUCCAAAAAUCUCACCGUGAACACUUUAUUCACUGAAAUAACUGGACUGGUACCUGGUAGCAAUUAUACACUGCGGAUUAUUGCUCUGGCUGCAGAUAAUGUUACGGAAGGGGAAGCAGAGGCAAUCUCAAGAUUUACAAAGCCUGAUAUCGUUGUCAAUCUCACUGCUGAAAACAUCACAACAACAUCCAUAGCCCUUAGUUGGAGUGCGCCAAAUGGCAAUGCCAUUGGCUACAGGGUUGAAGCAAUAGGCAAUCCAUCCAAUAAUCUCACCGUGAACACUUUAUUCACUGAAAUAACUGGACUGGUACCUGGUAGCAAUUACACACUGAGGAUUAUUGCUCUUGCUGCAGAUAAUGUUACGGAAGGGGAUGCAGUGACAAUCUCAAGAUUUACAAAGCCUGAUAUCGUUGUCAAUUUGACUGCUGAAAACAUCACCACAACAUCCAUAGCCCUUAGUUGGAGUGCGCCAAAUGGCAAUGCCAUUGGCUACAGGGUUGAAGCAAUAGGCAAUCCAUCCAAAAAUCUCACCGUGAACACUUUAUUCACUGAAAUAACUGGACUGGUACCUGGUAGCAAUUAUACACUGCGGAUUAUUGCUCUGGCUGCAGAUAAUGUUAUGGAAGGGGAAGCAGAGGCAAUCUCAAGAUUUACAAAGCCUGAUAUCGCUGUCAAUCUGACUGCUGAAAACAUCACCACAACAUCCAUAGCCCUUAGUUGGAGUGCGCCAAAUGGCAAUGCCAUUGGCUACAGGGUUGAAGCAAUAGGCAAUCCAUCCAAAAAUCUCACCGUGAACACUUUAUUCACUGAAAUAACUGGACUGGUACCUGGUAGCAAUUACACACUGCAGAUUAUUGCUCUGGCUGCAGAUAAUGUUACAGAAGGGGAUGCAGUGACAAUUACAAUCUUUACAAAGCCUGAUAUCGCUCCCAAUUUGACUGCUAGUAACAUCACAACAACAUCCAUAGCCCUUAGUUGGAGUGCGCCAAAUGGCAAUGCCAUUGGCUACAGGGUUGAAGCAAUAGGCAAUCCAUCCAAAAAUCUCACCGUGAACACUUUAUUCACUGAAAUAACUGGACUGGUACCUGGUAGCAAUUAUACACUGCGGAUUAUUGCUCUGGCUGCAGAUAAUGUUACGGAAGGGGAAGCAGAGGCAAUCUCAAGAUUUACAAAGCCUGAUAUCGUUGUCAAUCUCACUGCUGAAAACAUCACAACAACAUCCAUAGCCCUUAGUUGGAGUGCGCCAAAUGGCAAUGCCAUUGGCUACAGGGUUGAAGCAAUAGGCAAUCCAUCCAAUAAUCUCACCGUGAACACUUUAUUCACUGAAAUAACUGGACUGGUACCUGGUAGCAAUUACACACUGAGGAUUAUUGCUCUUGCUGCAGAUAAUGUUACGGAAGGGGAUGCAGUGACAAUCUCAAGAUUUACAAAGCCUGAUAUCGUUGUCAAUUUGACUGCUGAAAACAUCACCACAACAUCCAUAGCCCUUAGUUGGAGUGCGCCAAAUGGCAAUGCCAUUGGCUACAGGGUUGAAGCAAUAGGCAAUCCAUCCAAAAAUCUCACCGUGAACACUUUAUUCACUGAAAUAACUGGACUGGUACCUGGUAGCAAUUAUACACUGCGGAUUAUUGCUCUGGCUGCAGAUAAUGUUAUGGAAGGGGAAGCAGAGGCAAUCUCAAGAUUUACAAAGCCUGAUAUCGCUGUCAAUCUGACUGCUGAAAACAUCACCACAACAUCCAUAGCCCUUAGUUGGAGUGCGCCAAAUGGCAAUGCCAUUGGCUACAGGGUUGAAGCAAUAGGCAAUCCAUCCAAAAAUCUCACCGUGAACACUUUAUUCACUGAAAUAACUGGACUGGUACCUGGUAGCAAUUACACACUGCAGAUUAUUGCUCUGGCUGCAGAUAAUGUUACAGAAGGGGAUGCAGUGACAAUUACAAUCUUUACAAAGCCUGAUAUCGCUCCCAAUUUGACUGCUAGUAACAUCACAACAACAUCCAUAGCCCUUAGUUGGAGUGCGCCAAAUGGCAAUGCCAUUGGCUACAGGGUUGAAGCAAUAGGCAAUCCAUCCAAAAAUCUCACCGUGAACACUUUAUUCACUGAAAUAACUGGACUGGUACCUGGUAGCAAUUAUACACUGCGGAUUAUUGCUCUGGCUGCAGAUAAUGUUACGGAAGGGGAAGCAGAGGCAAUCUCAAGAUUUACAAAGCCUGAUAUCGUUGUCAAUCUCACUGCUGAAAACAUCACAACAACAUCCAUAGCCCUUAGUUGGAGUGCGCCAAAUGGCAAUGCCAUUGGCUACAGGGUUGAAGCAAUAGGCAAUCCAUCCAAUAAUCUCACCGUGAACACUUUAUUCACUGAAAUAACUGGACUGGUACCUGGUAGCAAUUACACACUGAGGAUUAUUGCUCUUGCUGCAGAUAAUGUUACGGAAGGGGAUGCAGUGACAAUCUCAAGAUUUACAAAGCCUGAUAUCGUUGUCAAUCUGACUGCUGAAAACAUCACCACAACAUCCAUAGCCCUUAGUUGGAGUGCGCCAAAUGGCAAUGCCAUUGGCUACAGGGUUGAAGCAAUAGGCAAUCCAUCCAAAAAUCUCACCGUGAACACUUUAUUCACUGAAAUAACUGGACUGGUACCUGGUAGCAAUUACACACUGCAGAUUAUUGCUCUGGCUGCAGAUAAUGUUACAGAAGGGGAUGCAGUGACAAUUACAAUCUUUACAAAGCCUGAUAUCGCUCCCAAUUUGACUGCUAGUAACAUCACAACAACAUCCAUAGCCCUUAGUUGGAGUGCGCCAAAUGGCAAUGCCAUUGGCUACAGGGUUGAAGCAAUAGGCAAUCCAUCCAAAAAUCUCACCGUGAACACUUUAUUCACUGAAAUAACUGGACUGGUACCUGGUAGCAAUUAUACACUGCGGAUUAUUGCUCUGGCUGCAGAUAAUGUUACGGAAGGGGAAGCAGAGGCAAUCUCAAGAUUUACAAAGCCUGAUAUCGUUGUCAAUCUCACUGCUGAAAACAUCACAACAACAUCCAUAGCCCUUAGUUGGAGUGCGCCAAAUGGCAAUGCCAUUGGCUACAGGGUUGAAGCAAUAGGCAAUCCAUCCAAUAAUCUCACCGUGAACACUUUAUUCACUGAAAUAACUGGACUGGUACCUGGUAGCAAUUACACACUGAGGAUUAUUGCUCUUGCUGCAGAUAAUGUUACGGAAGGGGAUGCAGUGACAAUCUCAAGAUUUACAAAGCCUGAUAUCGUUGUCAAUUUGACUGCUGAAAACAUCACCACAACAUCCAUAGCCCUUAGUUGGAGUGCGCCAAAUGGCAAUGCCAUUGGCUACAGGGUUGAAGCAAUAGGCAAUCCAUCCAAAAAUCUCACCGUGAACACUUUAUUCACUGAAAUAACUGGACUGGUACCUGGUAGCAAUUAUACACUGCGGAUUAUUGCUCUGGCUGCAGAUAAUGUUAUGGAAGGGGAAGCAGAGGCAAUCUCAAGAUUUACAAAGCCUGAUAUCGCUGUCAAUCUGACUGCUGAAAACAUCACCACAACAUCCAUAGCCCUUAGUUGGAGUGCGCCAAAUGGCAAUGCCAUUGGCUACAGGGUUGAAGCAAUAGGCAAUCCAUCCAAAAAUCUCACCGUGAACACUUUAUUCACUGAAAUAACUGGACUGGUACCUGGUAGCAAUUACACACUGCAGAUUAUUGCUCUGGCUGCAGAUAAUGUUACAGAAGGGGAUGCAGUGACAAUUACAAUCUUUACAAAGCCUGAUAUCGCUCCCAAUUUGACUGCUAGUAACAUCACAACAACAUCCAUAGCCCUUAGUUGGAGUGCGCCAAAUGGCAAUGCCAUUGGCUACAGGGUUGAAGCAAUAGGCAAUCCAUCCAAAAAUCUCACCGUGAACACUUUAUUCACUGAAAUAACUGGACUGGUACCUGGUAGCAAUUAUACACUGCGGAUUAUUGCUCUGGCUGCAGAUAAUGUUACGGAAGGGGAAGCAGAGGCAAUCUCAAGAUUUACAAAGCCUGAUAUCGUUGUCAAUCUCACUGCUGAAAACAUCACAACAACAUCCAUAGCCCUUAGUUGGAGUGCGCCAAAUGGCAAUGCCAUUGGCUACAGGGUUGAAGCAAUAGGCAAUCCAUCCAAUAAUCUCACCGUGAACACUUUAUUCACUGAAAUAACUGGACUGGUACCUGGUAGCAAUUACACACUGAGGAUUAUUGCUCUUGCUGCAGAUAAUGUUACGGAAGGGGAUGCAGUGACAAUCUCAAGAUUUACAAAGCCUGAUAUCGCUGUCAAUCUGACUGCUGAAAACAUCACCACAACAUCCAUAGCCCUUAGUUGGAGUGCGCCAAAUGGCAAUGCCAUUGGCUACAGGGUUGAAGCAAUAGGCAAUCCAUCCAAAAAUCUCACCGUGAACACUUUAUUCACUGAAAUAACUGGACUGGUACCUGGUAGCAAUUACACACUGCAGAUUAUUGCUCUGGCUGCAGAUAAUGUUACAGAAGGGGAUGCAGUGACAAUUACAAUCUUUACAAAGCCUGAUAUCGCUCCCAAUUUGACUGCUAGUAACAUCACAACAACAUCCAUAGCCCUUAGUUGGAGUGCGCCAAAUGGCAAUGCCAUUGGCUACAGGGUUGAAGCAAUAGGCAAUCCAUCCAAAAAUCUCACCGUGAACACUUUAUUCACUGAAAUAACUGGACUGGUACCUGGUAGCAAUUAUACACUGCGGAUUAUUGCUCUGGCUGCAGAUAAUGUUACGGAAGGGGAAGCAGAGGCAAUCUCAAGAUUUACAAAGCCUGAUAUCGUUGUCAAUCUCACUGCUGAAAACAUCACAACAACAUCCAUAGCCCUUAGUUGGAGUGCGCCAAAUGGCAAUGCCAUUGGCUACAGGGUUGAAGCAAUAGGCAAUCCAUCCAAUAAUCUCACCGUGAACACUUUAUUCACUGAAAUAACUGGACUGGUACCUGGUAGCAAUUACACACUGAGGAUUAUUGCUCUUGCUGCAGAUAAUGUUACGGAAGGGGAUGCAGUGACAAUCUCAAGAUUUACAAAGCCUGAUAUCGUUGUCAAUUUGACUGCUGAAAACAUCACCACAACAUCCAUUGCCCUUAGUUGGAGUGCGCCAAAUGGCAAUGCCAUUGGCUACAGGGUUGAAGCAAUAGGCAAUCCAUCCAAAAAUCUCACCGUGAACACUUUAUUCACUGAAAUAACUGGACUGGUACCUGGUAGCAAUUACACACUGCGGAUUAUUGCUCUUGCUGCAGAUAAUGUUACGGAAGGGGAUGCAGUGACAAUCUCAAGAUUUACAAAGCCUGAUAUCGCUGUCAAUCUGACUGCUGAAAACAUCACCACAACAUCCAUAGCCCUUAGUUGGAGUGCGCCAAAUGGCAAUGCCAUUGGCUACAGGGUUGAAGCAAUAGGCAAUCCAUCCAAAAAUCUCACCGUGAACACUUUAUUCACUGAAAUAACUGGACUGGUACCUGGUAGCAAUUACACACUGCAGAUUAUUGCUCUGGCUGCAGAUAAUGUUACAGAAGGGGAUGCAGUGACAAUUACAAUCUUUACAAAGCCUGAUAUCGCUCCCAAUUUGACUGCUAGUAACAUCACAACAACAUCCAUAGCCCUUAGUUGGAGUGCGCCAAAUGGCAAUGCCAUUGGCUACAGGGUUGAAGCAAUAGGCAAUCCAUCCAAAAAUCUCACCGUGAACACUUUAUUCACUGAAAUAACUGGACUGGUACCUGGUAGCAAUUAUACACUGCGGAUUAUUGCUCUGGCUGCAGAUAAUGUUACGGAAGGGGAAGCAGAGGCAAUCUCAAGAUUUACAAAGCCUGAUAUCGUUGUCAAUCUCACUGCUGAAAACAUCACAACAACAUCCAUAGCCCUUAGUUGGAGUGCGCCAAAUGGCAAUGCCAUUGGCUACAGGGUUGAAGCAAUAGGCAAUCCAUCCAAUAAUCUCACCGUGAACACUUUAUUCACUGAAAUAACUGGACUGGUACCUGGUAGCAAUUACACACUGAGGAUUAUUGCUCUUGCUGCAGAUAAUGUUACGGAAGGGGAUGCAGUGACAAUCUCAAGAUUUACAAAGCCUGAUAUCGUUGUCAAUUUGACUGCUGAAAACAUCACCACAACAUCCAUUGCCCUUAGUUGGAGUGCGCCAAAUGGCAAUGCCAUUGGCUACAGGGUUGAAGCAAUAGGCAAUCCAUCCAAAAAUCUCACCGUGAACACUUUAUUCACUGAAAUAACUGGACUGGUACCUGGUAGCAAUUACACACUGCGGAUUAUUGCUCUUGCUGCAGAUAAUGUUACGGAAGGGGAUGCAGUGACAAUCUCAAGAUUUACAAAGCCUGAUAUCGCUGUCAAUCUGACUGCUGAAAACAUCACCACAACAUCCAUAGCCCUUAGUUGGAGUGCGCCAAAUGGCAAUGCCAUUGGCUACAGGGUUGAAGCAAUAGGCAAUCCAUCCAAAAAUCUCACCGUGAACACUUUAUUCACUGAAAUAACUGGACUGGUACCUGGUAGCAAUUACACACUGCAGAUUAUUGCUCUGGCUGCAGAUAAUGUUACAGAAGGGGAUGCAGUGACAAUUACAAUCUUUACAAAGCCUGAUAUCGCUCCCAAUUUGACUGCUAGUAACAUCACAACAACAUCCAUAGCCCUUAGUUGGAGUGCGCCAAAUGGCAAUGCCAUUGGCUACAGGGUUGAAGCAAUAGGCAAUCCAUCCAAAAAUCUCACCGUGAACACUUUAUUCACUGAAAUAACUGGACUGGUACCUGGUAGCAAUUAUACACUGCGGAUUAUUGCUCUGGCUGCAGAUAAUGUUACGGAAGGGGAAGCAGAGGCAAUCUCAAGAUUUACAAAGCCUGAUAUCGUUGUCAAUCUCACUGCUGAAAACAUCACAACAACAUCCAUAGCCCUUAGUUGGAGUGCGCCAAAUGGCAAUGCCAUUGGCUACAGGGUUGAAGCAAUAGGCAAUCCAUCCAAUAAUCUCACCGUGAACACUUUAUUCACUGAAAUAACUGGACUGGUACCUGGUAGCAAUUACACACUGAGGAUUAUUGCUCUUGCUGCAGAUAAUGUUACGGAAGGGGAUGCAGUGACAAUCUCAAGAUUUACAAAGCCUGAUAUCGUUGUCAAUUUGACUGCUGAAAACAUCACCACAACAUCCAUUGCCCUUAGUUGGAGUGCGCCAAAUGGCAAUGCCAUUGGCUACAGGGUUGAAGCAAUAGGCAAUCCAUCCAAAAAUCUCACCGUGAACACUUUAUUCACUGAAAUAACUGGACUGGUACCUGGUAGCAAUUACACACUGCGGAUUAUUGCUCUUGCUGCAGAUAAUGUUACGGAAGGGGAUGCAGUGACAAUCUCAAGAUUUACAAAGCCUGAUAGUGUUACCAACUUGACUGCUAAAACCAUCACCAGAACAUUCAUAACCCUCAGCUGGAGUGCACCCCCAGGAUAUGCACAUGAAUACAGGGUUGAAGCAAUAGGAACUCCAAGCAAAACUGUUACAGUGGACACUUUAUUCGCUAAUAUCACUGGGCUGCUCCCUCUUAGCAAUUACACCCUGCGGGUCAUCGCUGUGGCUGCAGAUGGGCUAACAGGAGGAGACGCAGUAGCAAUUGUGACAUUUACAAGUGGGCUGGAUGCUACUCUGAGAAUGCAAUUAUCUGUUUCUGUAUCAGCCAAAAAAGAAGAAAAGGAACUGGAAAGCAUGAUUUUACCAGAGAUAAAAAAGUAUAUUGAGCAGUAUCUUGCAGACAACAGGUUUCACUUAACUUGGAAAGGACUAAGAAGAAAGAAUCCUUGAGCCACAACAAACAUUACGGCACUGGACAGUCUCCUCAGGAAAACCAUUACUUCACUAUCAGAAACCAGUGCCAAAAAAAAUACACAUGGACAAUUUAUUUUAUUUAUCUCCUUCUCUAUGUUUUCGAACUGUUCACUUUCAUUUCUAUUUUUAAUAUAAUCAUAUAAUUCAUGUGGUAACAUUAACAUGGAGGGGUCUGUCUAUCUUAAUAACCUAAACCGAGGCAGAUUUUAAAAACUCCAAACCAAACGGAAUGCAUUCGUUUGAAGCUGUACAGUGAAUGACAUGCUUCUGUGUGCAGGUCAGUUUAAGCACAGUUGAAAUCUGUUUCGUUUGUCCAAUCACUUUGUAUCUGCUUUCUCUCUGUAUAUAGAGAGAAUUGAAAUCAGGGUGUUAUCAGAAGGAAAGUCCAGUGACCGAGCAGUGCAUGGGGGGCUCAGACUGCUGCUUAUAAACUAUUGCCAAUGUACUAAUGAACUGGGUGACAAUUUAUAUGAAGUGUCUCUAAUUACUGUGUAUUUACAUAGUAGUUACUUAGUAAAUACAUGUGUACAUACACAUAAUUACAUUAUUAUGCAUAGCUACAGUGUACUUAAUAUGUGAAUCUUUUUGCAUGAUUUUCCAGAAAACAGUUAGAGUUUGGGGUAUAUGGUACAAAAAGAUUUACGCAUUAAGUACAUUGUAACUAUGCACAAUAGUAUUGCAAUUAUGUGUAAGUACACAUGUAUUUACUAAGUAACUACUAUGUAAAUACAAAGUAAUUAGAGACACUUAAAGUGUUACCAUGAACUGUGAGCAAACUGUUCUCAUUGGUAAACUGACUGGUCCUGCUCCUUUCUCAUUGGUAAACUGACUGGUCCUGA
Molecule: messenger RNA, 11355 nt
Organism: Acipenser ruthenus (sterlet)
Lineage: Eukaryota; Metazoa; Chordata; Actinopteri; Acipenseriformes; Acipenseridae
Exons: 42
Coding region: 221-10492 (3423 amino acids)
Molecular function (GO): protein binding
Source: RefSeq, a predicted model, not a curated record